UGGAAGGUCACAGAGAUUGUGGGAAUCCUUCCCCUCAUCCUGCAUACAUCAUUGGCUCUAUUCCUCAUAGGAUUGUCAUUAUACAUCUCAGAGCUCCACAGCUCACUAUCCUGGAUUGUGGUCACUGUAACAAGCCUGGCAUUUGCAUUCUAUUUGGGAAGUCUCCUCAUACCCCAAGUAUGGCUUGAAUGUCCUUACAGGAUACCA
Molecule: messenger RNA, 207 nt
Organism: Lentinula edodes (shiitake mushroom)
Lineage: Eukaryota; Fungi; Basidiomycota; Agaricomycetes; Agaricales; Omphalotaceae
Exons: 1
Source: RefSeq, a predicted model, not a curated record